GCCAAUGGGGCGGCAGGAUCAAUGAUCUCAGCAAUGCCCGGCCCUGAUCUGAUCCCAACCACAACUCCGGCAUGGCAGGCGAUCAGAACGAUCAGAAUGCUGGAUACUCCCUGACGGAUCAAGGCUGUCGCGGUGCCCUCGCUUAUCUGCGUGCUUGGGUACAUUCCGGUCAGGAUCACGUCUGGCCCAGCGGGAUCAGUCCAUCACCGCCUCGGCCUGCGAAGCCGAACAGAUCACGCCCGCCGCGCGCUGAUUGGUGGAUCCGCCUUCUACGUGUGAUUUCCUGUGCUCUCCCCGCGCUCGGGCUUGGACGAUACAAAUAACACACUCGCCCCGUCACUACUGUUAGCUCUUCCAUCACACAAAUUCGACAAUAAUAGCUUCAAGUGCUACUCCACGUUUACCAUCUAUCUUCCUCAACUUUAAUCAACUUUAAUUCACAUCCUUCAUCAUGACUGGACGCGGCAAAGGUGGCAAGGGUCUCGGCAAGGGUGGUGCUAAGCGUCACCGUAAGAUCUUGCGUGACAACAUCCAGGGUAUCACCAAGCCCGCUAUUCGUCGUCUGGCCCGCCGUGGUGGUGUCAAGCGUAUCUCCGCCAUGAUCUACGAGGAGACCCGUGGUGUCCUCAAGACCUUCCUCGAGGGUGUCAUCCGUGAUGCCGUCACCUACACUGAGCACGCCAAGCGCAAGACCGUCACCUCUCUUGACGUUGUCUAUGCCCUGAAGCGCCAGGGCCGCACCCUCUACGGUUUCGGUGGUUAAACGACCUUUUCUUACGCUUUCGUUUUUCUCGCAUGACCGGCUCUUCCACCGCGGGGACGCGACGGGUUGCUUUCUCGGGUCGGUUUACGGUAUGACUGGGACGUUGGGGUGUUUUUUCUGAAUCUUUUUUCCUUUUCUUUUUUUUUUUAUUACUACCAAGUGUCAUGGGUCUCAAAUGGGUUUGCUUUUUGUCGUACUUUACUUACUACCAACUCCGUUGCCACUAUGGUCUGCUAGUGGUU
This is a messenger RNA of Penicilliopsis zonata CBS 506.65, 1005 nucleotides long. RefSeq lists its product as hypothetical. NCBI's taxonomy places the organism in Eukaryota, Fungi, Ascomycota, Eurotiomycetes, Eurotiales, Aspergillaceae. Gene Ontology annotation, molecular function: DNA binding; protein heterodimerization activity; structural constituent of chromatin. Gene Ontology annotation, cellular component: nucleosome. The record is from RefSeq and is a predicted model, not a curated record. The coding region runs from base 452 to 763 and encodes 103 amino acids. Gene Ontology annotation, biological process: nucleosome assembly. The transcript has 2 exons.